GAGUAUUGUGGGUGUCAGUAAGGAAGUAAAAUGGCGGACCUGGCAAACGAAGAGAAGCAUGCCAUAGCCCCACCAGUGUUUGUGUUCCAGAAAGAUAAAGCUCAGAAGAGAUCAGUAGAAGGGUCCAGUGCGGAGGAUGGAGAAGACUCUGAUAAAGAUGAGAGUAGUUACUGUCCCCCGGCCAAGAGGGAAAGGACAUCGUCACUAACACAGUUCCCACCCGCACAUUCAGUUUCUAAGAACAAUGUGUUCAUGCCAUCCAGUUUCUGUCAGUCCCCGACAGGAAAUAAUAAUUCAGAUUCAGAACCUGAGGAGAAAACGGUUGGGUUUCGCCUGAAGCCUCCCACCCUGAUCCAUGGACAGGCUCCUAGUGCAGGUGUCCCAAGCCAGAAACCCAAGGAGCAGCAGCGCAGUGUACUACGACCAGCAGUACUGCAGGCCCCUCUGGCCACCAAAUCACUAACCCAGACCGGGUUGAACAGUGGUACAAAUGGAGUGGACAGGUCAUCAGAGGGUUUACCAGUUACCCAGAACAACACAGAGAAGUGUGAUGACACGACCACGUCACAGAUUGAGCAAAGCAGUGAACAGAAAGGCUCUACAUCAGCAGAAUCAGGGGAAACCAAUUAUUUCCUACAAUACAGAAGCACUCCCAGCUUACAGAAGGCUGAGAACAAGGCUGAUGACGGGGAUAAGUUUGUGUUUGGACAGAACAUGUCGGAUCGUGUCCUGAGUCCGUUGAAAUGUGAACAAGCAGCCGAGGGCAGCAGAGAUCCCCCUACCGCCCCGCCCUGUGAGCUCCCGUCAAAAGACAGCAGCCCUGAUAAAGAUAACAAUGUGACAGAGUCUUUGGAGGAGUCGGCGGCAGCCUACACCAAAGCCACAGCCAAGAGGUGUUUGUUAGAGAAAGUAGAGGUCAGAACUGGAGAGGAGUCGGAGAGUAACGUUCUUCAGGUCCAGUGCAAGUUAUUUGUGUUUGACAAAGCUUCCCAGUCUUGGGUUGAGAGAGGCAGAGGACUGCUAAGGCUCAAUGAUAUGGCUUCCACAGAGGAGGGAUCGUUACAGUCCAGGCUGGUGAUGAGGACCCAGGGCAGUUUGCGUCUGAUCCUCAACACCAAACUGUGGCCACAAAUGCAGACGGACAAGGCCAGCGAGAAGAGUGUCCGCAUUACAGCCAUGGACACUGAGGACCAGGGGGUCAAGGUCUUCCUCAUAUCGGCAAGCUCUAAGGACACAGGGCAGCUGUACGCAGCGUUGCACCAUCGUAUUCUGGCCCUGCGGAGCCGCUCAGACCAAGAGCCAGAGCCCAGGGUCCCCAUCCCAGAUGGCCACAUCCCUCAUCCCCAGUCUAACGGGGAGGAUAGUGAUGAGGACGAACCGCUCACACCCACUGCCAACACUACAGAGGGUCCAGAGGCCCAGUCCUGCGGGACUGGCAGUGGGAGUGGGUCUUCAUAGCACCUGCCCCCCUUCAUCGGCUCACGCACUGCAGUCAGGACCACCUUACAGACCCCUCCAUGGACACCUCAGGCCAGCAUCUCCCCAGUGGUCUGAGGUCACAGUCGAGCGCCAGGAAGGAUCCUAUGCAGGUGUUACUAAGUUAACUCUGCAGUUCAUACUCUGGAUUCACAGUUUAUCUGGGAUGGAUGGUCUUUUUUGUUUAGUAUUUGUCUUCUCUUUUUUUUUACCUCUAGAACUGGAUUUUGGGGGGAGUGGGGGGGGGGUUGUUAAUUGGAUGCUCAUCAUAUUGAUGAGUCUGAGGGAACGAGAAAGCAGUUUUCUUCUCUAGCUGAUAUAAGUACAUUCUAAAUAGUUUGCUGUUAAAAGUGGGACUUUAACCACCUUGCAAAAGAACAGACCUCAGGCACUUCAGUGGGGCUUGUAUUUUGUUCAGCGAGGUAAAGAUUGAGUUGCCUAGCAAAUAUUUGUUUAUAAAGUCUUUUUUUUAUUUCACAGAGUUUUGUCAUUGAAGAGUGUCUGAACUCUUACUUCAAGUUGUAUUUUUCUAAGGCAAAAUGCUUGCACACACUCUAGCUAGGAUUAGUCCAUCAAUACCACCUCUGGCCACUGUUAGUUUUUAGUCUGUCGUCCACAUUGUCAUUUAUUUUUUUUACCACAAAUCGGUUGAAUUUAAAAUCCCUUGUGCAAACACCUGCUUCGAUGUUCGUAGCCAUAAAAUAUUUAAUUAAAUAGUGGGAUUUACCUGUGUUCAUGAUUAUUAUUAUUACUGGUACAUUACGGUUUUAUUGAUAGUUAAUAUUAUCGACUUUGCUUUUGAAAUUCAUGCGAAAAUGAACUAAUUCUGUAAAUAAGAAAGCUUGUUGGAUUUGAUAAUUUUACAACAGGUUUGCACCAUGACCCCAAAGUUUACCCUGAAUAUAGCCGUUAGAUUUGUUUGUUUCAAAUAUAUAAUCAUUUUUUAGAUAGAUCAGAUAAAUAUAUAUGUUCUCAAAUAUAUAUACAUAUAUGGAAGAAACCCUUUCUAUGUUUGAGUGGUUUACAAUUAUGUAAUUAGUUUUAAAUAAGUUCCAAUCACAAGGCUUUGUGUAUAACAUCCACGAUCUCAGAAUCAUAUAAGACCAUUGCAACAACAACAAAAUCCCUAUUUUUUUCAUGCGAUCAGAAAGGCCCAUAUAAUCACUUUUAGGUUAGGGUGUUGGCAUUUGGUGUAUCUAGCAUGUCAUUAUUUGCAUCUGUCCUAAACUUGUUUGACAUCAAAACCCUACAAAAUGCACAUGUACUCUCAGAACAGCGAAUGCUGCCAUUUUAUUCAAAGAGCUAUAGACAUUGGAACAGGUGGUACUACGCACACAGGGUACAGUAUUUUUCACCAAUAGUCUGGUGCUGAGCCCUCUAUUUAUUCCUUUGUUAAAUAGAUGGCUCUGGUCUGGUGUAUUUAAAACAAACAGCCCUUAAAGAGACGUAGAUGAAUAAUGUAAUAUUUUCUUCAGUGAAGUGUAGUUCCUCUUGUUUUAAGCCUUUUUCUUCCUCAUCGUUGGAAUGAGUAAUAUUUCUAAGUUGUAUUAUAGCGUUCUACUUUUUCAUUUACUACAAGCCUUUGAUGUGAAAACAAUGUAUUUUAACUAACAAAAAGUAUACUAAGAAAAGUUUGAAACAAAAAAAAACAGGCAAGUAGACAUAUUAUUGGUUAAAAUGUAUAAAUCCUGUAAUGUAUAUUAUUGAAUAAGCAGCCUUUAAAGGAAUAAUCCACUCAAACUUUAUUUAGGUAAUUGUCAUUUCACUGUUGAUAAUGAAACAAAUUCCAAAAUAUAGUUUGUGAGUAGGUUACUCCUUUUAAGUGUAAAAAAAGGACAACUCCUUAUUUAGUACUCUUCUUCCCUGCAGUCUAUAGAAACCUCACCGUGUAAUGUGCUCCGUAAAAUUGUGUUCUCUCCAUUUUUCACAUUCUGCUUGUGUAGCUACAAACAGGACUAUUCCUAAUGGCCCAGUUUUUAAAAAGUUAUCUGGGUUUUGCCUAUCAGAUAAGAAUAGAAUGAAUAGAAUGGAAGUCCCCAUUCAAGUCAAUGUUUUGUCCAUUCUAUUCAUUCUAUUUCUAUGCAUUUAAUCUUAUCCGAUAGGUAAAAUCUAGAUAACUUAAAAAGAAACUGGGCCCUGGACAUGAAUGUAUGGCAACUUGUCUCUAUAUAAAGGGCCAGGGGCCGACGUUCUUCAGCACUUUUCCUUCUCUGUGAUAUUUCUCCCAUCAAUAUGAAUUGUUUUAAUGUUCGUAAAUGCACAUGAACUGGGGCUGUCCAUUGAUUAAUUGGCAAAGGUGGUUGAUAAUGAAGUGUUGAAUGUUGUUUACAUUGGGGUCGUUGAUGGUUAUUUGUUGGGGAGUGACUGUAAGACUGAUAUACACUUUUGUUCAUGUUCUAUUUUUUUUGCUGAAAUUUCUGUCAUGUCUGCUAUAGUUCCCUUAAAACAUCUACCUGUUU
Oncorhynchus tshawytscha (Chinook salmon) is the source of this 3935-nucleotide messenger RNA. Its product is annotated as ran-binding protein 3. The record is from RefSeq and is a predicted model, not a curated record. NCBI's taxonomy places the organism in Eukaryota, Metazoa, Chordata, Actinopteri, Salmoniformes, Salmonidae. Gene Ontology annotation, molecular function: GTPase activator activity. Gene Ontology annotation, cellular component: nuclear pore; cytoplasm. The coding region runs from base 31 to 1458 and encodes 475 amino acids. Gene Ontology annotation, biological process: protein export from nucleus. The transcript has 16 exons.